Molecule: messenger RNA, 657 nt
Organism: Symbiodinium sp. CCMP2456
Lineage: Eukaryota; Dinophyceae; Suessiales; Symbiodiniaceae
Source: the annotation of a GenBank genome assembly
AUGAUACCCGGAUCCAUCCUGCACGCCCCGUUGCAGGUCAAUGCAUAUGAUGGUGACAACGACGCUGCUAUAUGCCUGCAGAUUGCUGCACACAAUGGACCUCGAGAAGAUGUCGAAAGGAACUUUGCAGACAUGUACCGGAGCAGAUGGUCAGAUGCCACCCGCUGUUCUCUGCGACAGCUCCGCCUAGACCUCGUGUCCGGAAGCAUUCGGAGCAGUGCACUGGGACCUGAAGCUGCCUCAAGCUUUGAGCUCCCAAGCAUACAUCCAGCCUUUGUGGGCCGCCGCAAUGAAUACGUUUGGACCAAUGCGGCAUAUCCGUCUGAUGCCGCAUUCUUGAAUUGCGUGGAGCGACUGGACAUGUAUGGAAAUUCGGUGGACCGGGCCACGUUCGGCCCUUCACAGUUUGCAGGCGAGCCGAUGGUCAUUCCAAAAGCAUCCACUUCAGAAGAGCUGGCGGCGUAUGUCUGUACCUACGUCUACGACUCUGAAACACACACGUCGUUUUUGGCAAUCCUGGAUGCCGGUAAUCUCUCAGCAGGCCCUCUUGCAGAGGUGCAGUUGCCAAGCCACGUACCAUACUCUUUUCAUGGAGAGUGGGUCCCCGGUGCAGUGGAUGUUCUUCGGCUUGCAAGAUCUGAGUGGCCUUCGACAUGA